AGUAAGAUUUGUAACAUUACUGCCUCAAUCUAUUUCCAGGUGUUUAGGCAUGGAGACCGAAGUCCCAUCGAGACCUUUCCUAAUGACCCCAUUAAGGAGUCCUCGUGGCCCCAAGGAUUUGGCCAGCUCACACAGCUGGGCAUGGAGCAGCAUUAUGAACUUGGACAGUAUCUAAGGAGAAGAUAUGGGAAGUUCUUGAAUGAGUCGUACAAACAUGAACAGGUUUAUAUCCGGAGCACAGAUGUUGACCGCACUUUGAUGAGUGCUCUGGCAAACCUUGCAGCCCUAUUUCCCCCUGAGGGUAUCAGUGUUUGGAAUCCCAAUCUGCCCUGGCAGCCCAUCCCUGUGCACACAGUCCCUGUUUCUGAAGAUCAGUUGCUAUACCUGCCUUUCAGGAACUGCCCUCGUUUUCAAGAACUUGAGAAAGAGACUUUGAAAUCAAAGGAAUUCCAGAAGAGGCUGCAUCCUUAUAAGGAUUUUAUAGAAACCUUGCCAAAACUUUCCGGAUACCAUAGCCAGGACCUUUUUGGAAUUUGGAGUAGAGUCUACGACCCUUUAUUUUGUGAGGGUGUUCACAAUUUCACUUUACCCUCCUGGGUCACAGGGGACACCAUGGCUAAGUUGAGAGAAUUAUCAGAACUGUCCCUCCUGUCCCUGUAUGGGAUUCACAAGCAGAAAGAGAAAUCUAGACUGCAAGGGGGUGUCCUGGUCGGUGAGGUCCUGAAUCACAUGAGGAGCGCAGCACAGCCCGCGAGCCGCCGCAGACUGAUCAUGUAUUCUGCACACGACACUACUGUGAGUGGCCUACAGAUGGCGCUGGAUGUUUACAACGGAAUCCUUCCUCCCUAUGCUUCCUGCCACUUAAUGGAAUUGUAUCUUGAGAAGGGGGAGUACUUCAUAGAGAUGUACUAUCGGAAUGAGACUCAGCAUGAGCCGCACACCCUCACUCUUCCUGGCUGCACCCCCAGCUGCCCUCUGAUGAGAUUUGCCAAGCUGGUCGCCCCUGUGAUCCCCAAAGACUGGCCCACAGAGUGUAUGAUCACGACCAAUCACCAAGCUACUAACGGCAUUGUCUGUUAGUGCUCAGGAAGAGCUGUACACAAAGGAUGGAACCUUCUUCUUGGGGUGGACAGUGCUUUGCUUUGAGAAUAUAACUUGGCCAUUAACCCCAGCUUUGAGGGAAAUGGGUUUGGGGUGAUAACUGUAUGUUUCAGGGAUUCCCACAACUUCAGACAACUCCUGCCUCUCCACGUGACCCUGCUCCCACUUGCCUAAACCUUGACUUGUGUUUUUGCAGUGCUAAUAUAAAAGGAUACCAAUGCCAGAAUGCAAUCAGAGGUAAAGCAGGUCAGCGUUCCUGGGGCUGCCAUGACUAUAUGAUUUGCCAUACAGGAAAUUUUAUUAUUUAAGGGCCCCUAGAUUUCAUUUGAACAGGAUUAAAUGAGGCCAUUCUGUAAGUCUCUGAAGUAGAACAGAUUUGAAACAAAAUCCACAUACAGGAUGAAGGCAAGGAAAGGAAGACUUUAAUCCUUGGCUAAUGGGCAAAGGACCAACUUACCUAUUAGUCCCAGCCUUCUCACCAGGGGAGACAGAGAAAUGAGAUAAAGUGGAGAGAUCUAGAGAUAUCAUCUACCUUGGGAAAUUGGUACCAUCUUUUUAUAUUUAUGUUAAAACAUAUUGGGUGGCAGAGCUGAAAAAUAAAUAUUUCUUUGUACCCUUUGGCCCUGGAAAAUUCACGUUACUUUGAAGAAAUCAAAAGCUAACUUGCCAGAAAACUUUGUUGUAUAUAAUACACAGGGCAGCUCUUGAAGAGAGCAAGAUAUUCUAGGCACAGCACGUCAGAGAUGAGACCCCAGCAUGAGGAGAGUUUCUCUUGAAGAUGAUGGUAAGAGAUGUUGAAUCUGAAGUUGAUUUAAAAGGACAUAUGAUGACACACAUCAAACUGGAACAAAGUUUAGGAAUAUAAAAAUGUUCUGAAUACCUCCAAGAUCAAAACUUCCUGGAAUGUUGAAAGUGUGGCUGUGAAAUCUGCUCUGAGGACAAAAGGAAUGUAUAACGCUUUCAUUCUGUGACUUCAGAAAACCUAAGCAUACUCACAGGUCUGGCUAAAACUACUCACUGUACAAGAAAAUAUCAUGUUCCAGGGACACUCCUCAGAGUCCUGUAGAUCUGCCAAGUGGCAGAUGGAACACGUCUGGAGAACACCGUGCUAUGUCACUAUUAAGGAUAAGGAUGAAAUGGUGUCUACAGAUGUUUUCUACUGGAUGCCAGAAUCUAUAGAGCAAAGCCAUCCCCUCUCCUAGUUGAUCAUGGAAUGACUGACACAAGACAUUAAUUGAUAAGUUUAUUUUUAUUAUUUCCCAAGUAGAUGUGUAGUCUUGGGGCCAUUAUCUCAUUAUUCUUUCUCCUCCAUGUGUGCAACUUUCCUCCAGUGGUGAGCCAAGUGUGAGUAGUAAAUAAAGUCAUUAUUAAGAAUUUCAAAA
Messenger RNA from Manis javanica (Malayan pangolin), 2483 nucleotides. NCBI's taxonomy places the organism in Eukaryota, Metazoa, Chordata, Mammalia, Pholidota, Manidae. The record is from RefSeq and is a predicted model, not a curated record.